Messenger RNA from Bursaphelenchus xylophilus (pine wood nematode), 1372 nucleotides. The record is from the annotation of a GenBank genome assembly. NCBI's taxonomy places the organism in Eukaryota, Metazoa, Nematoda, Chromadorea, Rhabditida, Aphelenchoididae.
AUGGAUCCACACAAACAGCUUCUGCAAGAGGCGGAAACCCAUAAGAAAUUUGCAUUUAUUGGAACGGUUGUUGGGUAAGUAUCAAGAAUUAUCACCUUACCAUUAUUCCGUUAAGACAGAAAAUUCUAAAACUUUUUAAAAGAAUGUCCUUCCCUUUUUCUCCUUCUACAAUUCUAGACGAUUUUUGACUCUUCCCCGCUCAUUGAAAUACAAAUAUGUUCCGUUUUUCAGAGUAGCGUCGGUAGUUGUAGCGGCCCUGUUGAUCCCUGCUUUGUGCACUUAUCUACAGCAUGUCCAAAUAAGUCUAGAAGAUGAGCUGGCCUUCUGUCAAUCACAAACUCGAAUCCUCCAAGAACAGUUUGAUAUUAAAACAAAAGGAAUGGGAAUCAGAAGGCAGAAGAGAGGUGGAUCUGCGGUUCAAGUCGAGCCUCAUUACUUGAGCCGAGCCAUUUAUUUGGGAGAAGGAAAGGCCAAGCCAAGGCCGCGAACCCAUGGGGCCAAGAUUGAGGCGGACGCCGAUGAAACCCUGCUGGAAUUCGACCGAGGAAACCGACAGGCCGAAUACGCCGGAUAUAACGCGGUAAGUCAAAUUGAAAUAAGUCGUUCUCUCUUUGAAUUUCCUUUUAUUGUGGAAAUAACAUGGCAUCUUCAGGCCGGAGAGAGCCCCAAACAACCCACCAGUCAUGCUGAUUACCCAGCCAAGGAAUUCAACCAUGAUGGAUAUGGAGCACCCGAACCCGCUCACGUUGAAGAUCAGGCUGCCAAGGACUCAAGCUCAGGCCAGUGUUCGUGCGGAGUUGGACCCGCCGGAGCCCCAGGACAACCCGGUCCCGACGGUCAUGAUGGUGAGGAUGGACAGCCAGGAAAGCCCGGAAACAAUGGAGAAGACGCUAAGGCUGCGGCUGACACAAAGCCAGACGACUUCUGCUUCGACUGCCCAGCGGGACCUCCCGGCCCACCUGGAGAAGCCGGUCCUCAAGGUCCAAGCGGAGAAAAUGGAUCGCCCGGACAAAGUGGACAGCCCGGAUCUCCUGGACCGCAAGGACCACCCGGCCCUGCUGGUCAAGCCGGAGCUCCAGGUCCCGAAGGUGCUCCUGGAGCCGCUGGGUCACCCGGAAAGGUCACUCAGGCCGAGGCAGUGGCAGGUCCACCCGGCCCACCAGGUCCCGCCGGCCCAGCUGGACCACCAGGACAACCCGGAGAUGCUGGAACCCCCGGUAAUCCAGGUGUCGUUGGUCCAGUGGGAGAUGCUGGAGCUCCCGGUCCUGCCGGUGCUCCUGGAUCGCCUGGUUCCAAUGGAAUCGACGGUGCUCGAGGAGAGAAGGGAUCUUGCGAGCAUUGCCCGCCUCCCCGAACUGCCCCAGGCUAUUAG